GCACACUGUUUCAACUGUGAAUAUGCCCAGCGUCGCUUAUUUGGAUACUCUGUUAACCCUCUCAAAUCAUUUGAGGCUGGCUUCCCACCUAUUGCGUGGUAUCCCUUCAAUUGCGUCUUGCCUUGCUUACCACCACCGGUGCCACAUUUUCAAUAUUCGCGAACAGGUGGAUAUGCAAUAUAACUUAUGAUGAAAUAAAUGUUGUCAUAUGUCACUCUCAUCAACAGUGUGCUGAUGUGGCAAUGUCUAUAAACAUUAGGUUAUUUUUUAUUUUUUUAAAUAAGAAAUUCAAUGGUUGAUAUGCAAUAUCAUAUUAUCUUUAUUUAAAUCAUAUAACAUUUUCCUUAAAAGACGUGAGUCCUAGAGUUGAGAAACUUUGAAGAGUUUUCUCGAGUGAAUGGCGGGCUAACCUCCAGAGCAAAUUUAUCAAAAUUGGUAUCCUUGGUUGGCUGGCGGGCCAAUUGCAAAUUAUGUCCCAGGGGAGAGCCCAAAUUCCAGUUGUAUUUCGACUCUCGUGUACUAGGCAAGACAACUAAAAUGACUGAUGAAUAGACGCAGCUCCCUGGCCUGGAACGAAAAGAACAGAGGGAAUAAACCAUGGCAAGGUAGGCAGCAUACACAGCAGUGCUUCUGUGCGCGAUGCUGUUUGUAACUGUUCAUGUCGAUGCAACGCUAACCUGCGAGGAGGUGACAGAGUUGCUGACUCCAUGCAUCAGCUAUGCGAUUUUGGGAGGGACAGUGCCGGAGGCCUGUUGCGAGGGCAUCAAGGCAGUCGAUGCCGUUUCUAACACCGUUGCAGAAGACAGGGCCACAUGCAGUUGCAUCAUGGAUGGUCUUUCACAUAUCCUAUUAAUCAACAACGACUUAGUUGCCACACUGCCCGAGGCAUGUGGCACUACUUGUCCCUACAAAAUCACACCAACUACUGACUGUUCCAUGGUGGACUAAGUCUACCGUGUGCAGUUAGCUUAGUGCACUUUCUUGCAAAAUAAGGACGAAAAUAAAGCUCCAAGGAUGCUAGCAUCCGUGUGUUUUGAGUGCAAUGCUUUUGUUGUGUGACUGUGUCCAUUAUAAGGGAUAUCAAGUCAUGUUGUAUAUGAAUGCAGAACAUGGUUUAAUCUAUUGAACUUCUAUAUACAAGCAAUUGAGACAA
Molecule: messenger RNA, 1153 nt
Organism: Carya illinoinensis
Lineage: Eukaryota; Viridiplantae; Streptophyta; Magnoliopsida; Fagales; Juglandaceae
Product: non-specific lipid-transfer protein 1-like
Exons: 2
Coding region: 640-948 (102 amino acids)
Biological process (GO): lipid transport
Cellular component (GO): membrane
Molecular function (GO): lipid binding
Source: RefSeq, a predicted model, not a curated record